AUGGGUGGAGUAAUAGGGAAGUCAAGACGUUCCAAGGCUAGCGGGGUACCAGCUGCUCCUCCUCGUAGCAGCGAACAGCUCGCAGGGGAAGAGAAGAAGCUACCAGAUCGCAAGGACCAUGGCCCGCAGCCUUCGCUUCCUGUCCCGGUGGCGGCAAGGACGGCGGGAAGCGGAGGGAUGAAGGUUGCUGAUGAGGCAGCCGCAGGUUCUGAGGAGAACCAGUUGGUUGCUUGCUCGGGCGGGUUGCAACAUGGCGGGGAUGAGGAGAGUUUUUCAGAUGCGAGGGAAUCGCGGAUCUUGAAGGAUGGGGAUGGAAGGAGAGAGGAAGGGACGGAGGAUGAAACAGGGGAAGAGGCAUUGGAGGAGAGGGAGAAAGAAAACCAUGAGGAACGGGAUGGAAAAAGAGUUGUAAGGGAAUGCGAUUCGAAAUUCAAGGUCGAUGGACUAUUUAUGGAUGAUUUGAAACAAGUUUCCAUGUGCUCUGAGCAUGUUGAACCAAAGAGUGGCGCAGCUUUGGAUACGAGCACAAUUACUUGCGUCAACUCCGAAGAGACGCUUGAAGGUAGACAUGCAGGCAAUCCUUUCCCACCAGCGGAAGAACGCGUUGAGGGUAAAAAGAGUGUCAGUUGGGAAACGUCGAGCGCAGGGCAGAAGUUGUACCUCAGUGAAGUGAGGGAGGAUAUGAUUGAGCUCAUGAUAUCAAACUUCGAAUACUUGCUCCCUCAACGCUCGCUGUUGGAUUGUGAGAUUUUGACGUUUGCCACGGAGGACUCAGCCAACUCGUGUGACUUGGAAGAUCAGCUCAGCUCAGCUGGGAUGGAGCAGAAACUGCAAUCAAACCUCGAAAACUCUCUGAAGGUGCUCGUGUUUGAAAGCAGCAUCACAUUUCCAGCUUGCUUGCAUACUGGACAAGAUGAUGCGAUGUGUUGGUUGUCUCUGUCAGUGGACCUCUUGUACCUGAGAUCUUACUUGUUGCUACGUGAGCUGGUUGAUUGCAAUCUCCUCAUGCCCAGAAACGAAGAGCCGCAAAAGAGUCGACAGCAUUCAUUUCAGCAGCUGCACCAAGAUUUGCUGUUGUUCAUGCAGACAGGGAGCUCGAAUGUUUUCAAGCGCCGCGAUGGUGGGGCCGGAGAGUUUGCAGUGAGGCUGAUUUGGAAUGAUGUCAAGGAGAGAAGUUACUUUCAUGCUCGAUCUCAUAUCAACAUACUGUACAGCAACUGCAGGUCUUCGAAAUCUCAACAAGAUCACCCGAUGAAACCUUGCAGCCUGUUGCCUUUCCUUUCCUAUCAGGUCCGACCUCAUCCACACAUGCUUCCAAUCGCAUUCACUGACAGUCUUGGGGGAGCGAAAAUAUUUGCAGCUCCCUUCCUACAUGGUUAUGUAGCGCUGAACGAAUGGUUGAUACAUCCGACAACAAGAAGAGCGUACCGUCUUGAGGAUGAUGUCGUGGACAAGAACAAGGAGAGUGAUUGGGCGAUGAGUUUGUUGCACAUCUCCUUGCAGGUAAUUAAGGUCGUCAGGGCAGUGGAAAGAAUGUGA
Messenger RNA from Guillardia theta CCMP2712, 1539 nucleotides. RefSeq lists its product as hypothetical. The coding region runs from base 1 to 1539 and encodes 512 amino acids. The transcript has 3 exons. NCBI's taxonomy places the organism in Eukaryota, Cryptophyceae, Pyrenomonadales, Geminigeraceae. The record is from RefSeq and is a predicted model, not a curated record.